AUGUUUUCUUGGAUUAUUUUUGGAACUGUAUCCCUUAUUGGUAUUUUGGGAAAUGGAUUGAUCAUAGCUGUCAAUGGACACAAGUGGCUGCAAAACAAGAAGAUGGUCCCUUGUGAUUUUCUCCUGACUUGUUUGAGCACUUCCAGAUUUCUCACACAGUUGACAAUUCUGGUGAACAGCCUCUUGUACAACUUCUUUCAACAGACUACUUCGCCUAUUUACUCAGAAGAUUUAAUAUACAUUUUCUGGAUGUUAUUCAACAUGGUAAGCCACUGGUGCGCCACGUGGCUCAGUGUUUUUUAUUGUGUGAAGGUUACCAACUUUGCCAACCCUUUCUUCCUGUGGAUGAAAGCAAGGAUCAAUGUGCUUACACCCAGGAUGCUUGGAAUGUCAAUAGGAGUGUCCAUGGUCUUCUAUCUUUCUUCAUUAAUCAGUUUGUUUGAACACAAAAAGUGUUGCAAUGUGACAGAAACUCUGCCAGGGAACGACAGCCAAAAUGUUGUUUUUGUUCCUCUAGAAUUAUCUUGUUCUUCCAUCAAUUUUUGCCUGAGCACAACCGCAUCCAUCCUUCUGCUCACCUCUCUGCAGAGGCACACAAGAAAUCUUAAGAAAAGUGGUCUUGGUGCGAAGGACCUCAGCACUCAGAUCCACAUUAAAGUCAUGACAUCUUUGUUGUUCUGUCUCUUCUUCUACCUUUUCUAUUUCAUUGGUAUGAUAAUUUCUACUAAAAACAAUUAUGCAGAAACUGACGAACUACUUGUUGACAUCUUGUUAUCUCUGUUUCCUUCUGCACACUCCGUUAUAUUAAUAUUAACCAAUCCUAAACUGAAAGAAAUGUCUGCUCGUAUCCUAAACAUCAGACAUAGAACUUGA
Molecule: messenger RNA, 873 nt
Organism: Sceloporus undulatus (fence lizard)
Lineage: Eukaryota; Metazoa; Chordata; Lepidosauria; Squamata; Phrynosomatidae
Product: taste receptor type 2 member 7-like
Exons: 1
Coding region: 1-873 (290 amino acids)
Biological process (GO): detection of chemical stimulus involved in sensory perception of bitter taste; G protein-coupled receptor signaling pathway; sensory perception of taste
Cellular component (GO): membrane
Molecular function (GO): G protein-coupled receptor activity; bitter taste receptor activity
Source: RefSeq, a predicted model, not a curated record